GAGAAAGUUGGAAUCUGUGAGUCCGAACGUAGAUUCCGAGAACAAACAAAAGAUGUUAAGCUAACAGUCACAGCGGGCGAGGUGAUUAUAACGUGAACGCUCACAUGCUGAUCGCCACUACCGCUAGAGCAUUCACGGAUUCCAGUACCUUGCUCUGCAUCUCUCUCUCUCUCAAUCUACGAUCCUUCCACUUCACACAAGAAACUAGGGAACGGCGGCUGCAAUGGAUGCCCGCGGCGUGGGGUUGAAGGCGAAUGUAUGCUUCGGCCGUGCGAAGAGAAGAAGCAUCGGGAGUGGGAUUUGGGGCGAAGGUGUUAGAGGUUGUCCGGAGAUUUUGAAGCGUAGGAGUUCGUUUGGGGCGCGGAUCAAGACUGGAGUAGCACUCGCUGUUCUUACUUCAGACGUAAACCAGGAAACCAUGGUCUUUCGAGCACCGAUGUUUGGGAAUGAAACGGCCGAUCCUAAGAGCGUUGCUUCCAUGAUAUUAGGAGGCGGCAAUGGCAGUCAGCUAUUUCCUCUCACUAAUACAAGAGCCACUCCCGCAGUUCCAAUUGGUGGAUGCUACAGACUUAUUGACAUCCCAAUGAGCAACUGCAUCAACAGCGGGAUAAACAAGAUAUUCAUUAUGACACAAUUCAAUUCAGCUUCACUGAAUCGCCACCUUUCUCGGACGUAUAACUUCGGGAAUGGAAUUAAUUUUGGCGAUGGAUUUGUUGAGGUUUUAGCAGCUACACAGACCUCCGGAGAAGCUGGGAUGGGCUGGUUUCAGGGCACUGCGGAUGCAGUUAGGCAAUUCACUUGGGUUUUUGAGGAUAACAAGAACAAGAACAUCGAGCACAUACUGAUUUUAUCUGGAGACCAACUUUAUCGUAUGGAUUAUAUGGAUCUUGUUCAGAAACAUAUCGACACUAAUGCCGACAUUACAGUUUCAUGCGUUCCCGUGGAUCACAGCCGAGCAUCCGAUUAUGGACUAGUGAAGAUGGACAAGGCUGGUCGCAUUGCCCAAUUCUCUGAGAAACCCAAAGGCGUAGAUCUGGAAGCCAUGAGCUAUGGUGGAACCUUCCUCCCGAUGUCUUGCCAGGACUCUUUGAAAUAUCCAUACAUUGCGUCGAUGGGAGUUUAUGUGUUCCGACGAGAUAUUCUACUGAAGCUUUUGAGGUGGAAAUAUCCGAAAUCAAAUGACUUCGGAUCAGAUAUCCUCCCUUCUGCUGUAAAGGAGCAUAAUGUUCAGGGGUAUAUGUUCAACGAUUACUGGGAGGACAUAGGAACAAUCAGAUCCUUCUUCGAUGCAAAUUUAGCAUUGACAGAACAGCCUCCAAACUUUGAAUUCUAUGAUCCAAUGACUCCCUUCUAUACAUCGCCUCGGUUUCUACCCCCAACAAAAAUAGAGAAGUGCAGGGUUGUCGAUGCGAUCAUCUCACACGGGUGCUUCUUGCGCGAGUGUGGCAUAGAGAGUUCCAUAGUCGGAGUGCGGUCACGCCUUGAUUAUGGUUCAGAGUUGAAGGACACCAUGAUGAUGGGAGCUGAUAUAUACGAAACCGAAGCAGAAAUUGCUUCUCUGCUGGCCGAUGGUAAAGUUCCGAUCGGCGUAGGGCAGAACACCAAGAUCAGGAACUGCAUUGUCGACAUGAACGCAAGGAUUGGCAAGAACAUCGUCAUCCAAAAUAAGGACGGUGUCCAAGAGGCGGAUAGGCCGUCAGAGGGCUUCUACAUACGAUCAGGGAUUACGAUUGUCGUGAAGAAUGCUACAAUCAAAGAUGGGACAAUCAUAUAAGAAGAUACAUUUCUUCAAGGAAAUGAGAUGAACAAUCCAAGGAAUGCUAGUACCAUAAUAGUAUUUGUUGCUGUAAAAUAUGUGCUAGGUUGGUAUACAUUAUAUAUUUCGUUUAUGGAUUAUGGCUUCUGCCUAUGAAAAAUAAGAACUGUAAUAUUGUAUCUGAGUUCAUGAGCUUUAUAGUUUAUGAUCGGAGAACUCAAAA
Molecule: messenger RNA, 1979 nt
Organism: Zingiber officinale
Lineage: Eukaryota; Viridiplantae; Streptophyta; Magnoliopsida; Zingiberales; Zingiberaceae
Product: glucose-1-phosphate adenylyltransferase large subunit 1-like
Exons: 16
Coding region: 224-1774 (516 amino acids)
Biological process (GO): glycogen biosynthetic process
Molecular function (GO): glucose-1-phosphate adenylyltransferase activity
Source: RefSeq, a predicted model, not a curated record